Messenger RNA from Drosophila gunungcola (fruit fly), 800 nucleotides. RefSeq lists its product as uncharacterized. Gene Ontology annotation, cellular component: nucleus. The transcript has 3 exons. NCBI's taxonomy places the organism in Eukaryota, Metazoa, Arthropoda, Insecta, Diptera, Drosophilidae. The coding region runs from base 129 to 671 and encodes 180 amino acids. The record is from RefSeq and is a predicted model, not a curated record. Gene Ontology annotation, molecular function: zinc ion binding.
CAUAUGUACACAACGCAUAUCUGAAAAGUAUUAAUACAAUAUUUUGGGAAAGUUGUUUUGGUUGGCUUUAAAUUAACCGACAUUGCAUUGGCAGUUGAGGAUAUAACCAUCUAUAUAAAUCGGUCGAGAUGGGUAGCAUCGAAAAGGCGUGUAUAUCUGGCUUUCUGUGCCGACUCUGUUCCGAGAUGCACCGAACAGUAAUCCAUAUUUAUAGUGAUCAUGGCCAGCGUUUGUGUCUUGUUGAGAAAAUCAACGGUUACCUACCAAUUACAAUAUCUCCGACUGAUCCCUUGCCAAAAACCAUAUGCAAAACAUGUUUGCAUCGCGUGGAGCAACACUAUUCACUGUUAAUGCGAUUGACUCGAAUGCGGGAGGAGCGUAUGAUUAAGUACGAACGCUUAUCUCGCAGAGGAAUGGAACGAAAUCCCUCAGUUUCCAGCGUGGACUGUUCGGACGAGGAGGAGUCCUCUGGGAACACCCAAUCCCAAACAGGGGUAUCCCCCAAGUCAACAGAGACUGUAGUGCCCAAACCAAAUCCAAAUCCAAGCAACAGCGAAAGCCACGACGAAAGUGGAGCUGGGCCCAGCAAUAGACCCCCAAAAGAGAAUGGUACUGGCGGCAGCACAGGAAGAACAGGAAGCACAGGCAGCGCCAUCCAGGAACUCACGUAGAUUUAUAAUGACUGCUAUAGCCUCGUUUCUGGUCGAUGCAACUAUAUAUACGAGUACUUGACUAUGUAUAUAUAGACGCGACUGUGUAUAUGUACGUUUAGAUUGGAAUAAAGUAAGCAUUUUAUUUAA